CACUUGCUUUCUUGUUCGUUACCAGUCAUUUUCACAAUGAAAACAAUCUAUGCGUACUCUUGUCUUCUUUUCGGUCUGAGUUUUGUGGAGAUGAAGCCUCUCAGCAUAACUGGCCAUGUUGGGAGGAAUGUGACAAUCAAAUGCUCAGACUGGGACGCUUGGACUGAUGUAAAAUAUAAUGUUAAGUACUUUUGUAACAGUCCAUGCACAGAAGACAAACACAUCAUCGUCAAAGCAGAAUAUCGAAAGACUAAAAAAUAUAAAAACAGAAUAGAGGUAACUAACACAGCAGAUGGUUUUUUUGUGACCUUCACUAAUCUCCAACAGUCAGACUCGAAGACAUAUUACUGUGGAGCAGAGAAAUUUGGCCGUGAUUCAUUCAUAAAGGUCAAUCUUAAAGUCACAAAAGCUGAGUCUUCUAGUCCCAAGACAACUCCAAAAAAAGUCACUGCUGGUCCCACUCUCUCAUUUGCUGUGACAGAUGACUCCAUCACGUCUUCAAACAGCUCAGAUAAUAUGACUGAUAUGUCAACGUCUCACACAACCCUGAAUACAAUGUUACCUACUGCAUCAGCAACAGGAGGAGCAGGACAUGCACCAUAUCUGAUUUUAGGUGUCAUCGUCCUAACAGCCACCCUUGUGGUCUUACUGAAGUUUAUGUGCAAGAUGAUGAAGCAACUGAAAGUUGUGUCAAGUGCUGGUGCACUACAAGAAGAUGCACGAGAGGGUGUUGAAUAUGAUGAAAUCAGACCUGAGACCCCGACUGAUCCAGACUGUCUCUAUGCCAAUUAUUCCUACCAGCAACACACUGAAUUAACAGCUGAGAGCACUUCAAAAGACGUGUCUUCAAAUUCAGCUUCCAGGUGUGAGGUCAGUUCAAGGGGGCCGUGUGCGGAGAGCAGAGGCACAGAUCCCCAGUGUGACUUGGUGUACUCUGUUGCUCAACUACCCAAAGUGCAAAUUGAACCCACUGGGCAAUCUGAGUCAAAUCAAUUCGAAAUUGAAAAUGACUCUUUCUAUUCCCUGGCUCAGCUGCCACAGGCAACCUGAAGGAGGCUGCUGUGGUCAGAAGGAACUUUCUUGAUCACAUCUAUUGUAUAUUUUUAUGAAACUGUAGAGAUAUUAUGUAACAGGACACGGCAGGACAGGGAAGAAAAGAGAAGAGAGGAGAAGGAGCAAAUUAACAUCUGUACACAUGGCCUAGACUCUCUUCUAAUAUAUAUCCAGGCACAAUAUCACUGC
Epinephelus moara (kelp grouper) is the source of this 1242-nucleotide messenger RNA. RefSeq names its product CMRF35-like molecule 1. The record is from RefSeq and is a predicted model, not a curated record. The coding region runs from base 37 to 1050 and encodes 337 amino acids. The transcript has 6 exons. NCBI's taxonomy places the organism in Eukaryota, Metazoa, Chordata, Actinopteri, Perciformes, Serranidae.